ACUUUCUACGUAGCCGUCUCGCUUGUUGUUGUGCCCACCGGCAAGAUGGCGGCGCCCAGGGGUUGUCAGCUGAUGAUCGCCGGGUUCUCGGUGGUGUUGUGGUGGGCGCGCCUGGCCUGUGGGUCUGCCGAGGAUGGAAGCUUCAAGUGUGAAGAGCUGCGGCUGGGACAAUAUAUGUGUCUGGACCCAAAAAUAAACCCGAUCACGCAGGAACCGUUCAAAUGUGCCAACCUAACGGCUUUUGCUCCAUGUUAUCCGGCACCGAAUAUUUCCUGUAAAGAUCACGAGGGGAAUGUCACAACCUUCUCUGGUAAAGAAGUUGGCUUCUUCCGGCCGUUUCCCUGCCGCAACGUAAAUGGUUAUUCCUACAAAGUAGCAGUGGCCUUGUCCUUGUUUCUCGGAUGGCUCGGAGCCGACAGAUUCUACCUGGGUUACCCCGCUUUAGGAAUGCUGAAGUUUUGCACAGUCGGGUUCUGCGGAAUUGGCAGCCUAAUUGACUUCAUUCUCAUCGCCAUGCAGAUUGUUGGCCCGUCUGAUGGAUCGAGCUACAUCAUUGACUACUACGGAGCCAGGCUCACCCGAUUAAGUAUUAAUAAUGAAACAUUCAGAGAGGCGCAGUUAUAUCCAUGAGCUGUGUGCCCGAGAGCGUCUGGACGGUGACUCCCGACAAUUCACAGGCACUCAUUGUGGAUUUUCACCUUUUGACGUCCGACAAGUGCUUGAAAGAAAUGGAGGCCAAAACAUCUGGAAUUUCAGUGAACGGAGGAGGAAAAUCCGUGUUGGCAGUUUUUUUUUUUGGCAAAGCAUUAAAGACAGAAAUGUGCAGCCUAUGGAACUUCUUACCCGUGUCAACACUUCUGUCUCUAUCAAGUUAAAAUCCCUCCUGAAAUGACCAACAAGCGCCCACAAACGGAAUCCCCCCACCAUAUUUCGAAGAAGCCCCCCUCGGUCUCUGGAAUCAAUGGGGGAAUUUGCAAAUAUCUUAUUUGUUGCUAACCUGGAUGGUGAAAUUCCAAUUACCGCCCCCAAGCGCAUACGAUAUGGCCUAUUUAUAAAGGCAGAAUCCUUGAGGAAGCAUCUUUUUUAUUUUAUUUUUUAUUUUUUUCAUAUUUAUAAAGUUGCUUUUGGACUUUUUUUUUAUUCUUAUUUUUUUCCUACUCAUUGACCAAUGGGGGGGAAAUGACUCAGUACAGAUACAUUUACAGUUUAAUAAAUACUUUAUGCUGGUUUUUCAUUUA
Molecule: messenger RNA, 1238 nt
Organism: Rana temporaria (common frog)
Lineage: Eukaryota; Metazoa; Chordata; Amphibia; Anura; Ranidae
Gene: TM2D1
Product: TM2 domain containing 1
Exons: 7
Coding region: 46-630 (194 amino acids)
Source: RefSeq, a predicted model, not a curated record